AUGUAUGAGGCGGCCGAGCAGCAACUCGCCCUUGUUUCCCGCAAGACACAUCGGCUUGGGGAGGUCCUGCGGCAGCAGAUUGAUGCACUGAAGGAGUUGCGCACAGCACGCAUGGCGGCGUUUGCCGAACGUGAUGAGCUGCGCCAACGGUUGCGUGUCGUGGAGGAGAGGGCCAACUCCGUUGAUUGCAAGCACAACGAGGCGGAGUGUUGCCUGCGGCGUACGGCGGAGGAGUUUGCUGCGACGCAGCUGCUGCAGAAGCAAUAUGAGAACACACUGGCCGAGCUGAAGGGGCGCCAACGUGUUGUAGUCCGGGUGGCUGGUGCCGCGCCCCGUAGCGGGGGUCCCGCGUGGGAGGAGGCAUCCCGGGACGAGUACCCGAAGAAACCACCGCAGCGAACGCAGGAGAAACAACAGCAACAACGCGAGGGAGAAGAAGAAGAAAGGAAUUACCGGGCGAGAAUUGCCGUGACAGAUGAGUGCACCGUGGUGGAUUUAGACCGACGGCGCACGUUUGUCGUGGAUUUGGCGUACGCCAUGACAUCUCUUCGGCGACGCAUGCCAUCGGAAUCUGCAUUAGCAGCGGCUGCUGGCAUUUCUUCCGGCGCGGCUGCAUCUGAGGCAAUCCCUGCGGAGGACAAAACCACGCAAAAUUUUAUGAUUGAUGAAGAUCUUUUUGCCACCCUUCGCCUGGAGCAUGUCAUUGCGGAUGUUCUGUCGGGUGUAAACAUGGUGUUUCUUUCCUUUGGGCCGGCGGGUGCUGGAAAGACGGAGACUCUCUUUGGCACAAAGGCAGCCAUCAUCCAGCACGAGAUGUUACAAAAAAGAGGGCGAAAACAACAACAACAACAACAACAACAAUCUUCUCGUCAUUCACGUCGUUCUGGUAGUAAUGGACGGGGGAUGUCUGUGGAGGUGUUGUCCAAAUCGCCCCAAGUUUGUGGGGCCACGGCGGGCCUUCUGUCGCUGUUUGUCCACGGCCUCUUCAACAGCCUUGUCUCGCACGCCGUCACACAUGUUAGCAUCUCUUGUAGUUUUGUGGAACUUGCCAUGAACCAAACCGUUGAUCUUCUCUUGCGGCAGCCGGGCAGGCCCGUCUCCGGCAGCGGUGGGAAUAACACAACGCUGGUAAAAAUGUUCUCUGCGGCGGCGGGCAGUGCGUCCACUGCGUCGAUAUCAUGCGGCGGCCCGGGUGAAGAAGUCACAGCCGUGCGUGCGGAAACGGCUGAAGAGGUGAUGCGUUUGUUCUUUGAGGGGCUUGAUCGUCUUGGGCGCUGGCGGCGUUCCUUCUCUUCAUUUUUGCUUAUGGGCGAUGAUAACGGCAGCAACACGAACGGUCCACAGCCCAAGGAUGAGCAUGUUGUGAUGGCACACCGUGGUGGGGUGUCACAUGCCAUCUUUGCCCUUCGUGUGGAGAAUUUUAACGACAAGGGACACUACCGGCGGUCAAUGGUGUCUUUUGUUGAUUUGUGCGGCCCACCACCGUCAGGUGCCGGGUCGGUGAUGCGGCCAUUGACACCGGAGGAGCAGUGGGUGGACGAAUCACUGCAGGCGGUGUGUGACGCCAUUGCUGCCACUUCAAGCGUUAAGCCGAACGAAGGAAAGAAUGAUGCUGAACGUGCUGGGGCCGCAUUUGAUCAGUUGCCAAGCUCGCAUACAAAUUGCAUGGCACGAUUCCUGCGCCCCAUUUUUGGCGGCAAUGCGAAGGCGACUCUUGUUUGCUGUGUGGAUGUUGAGAUGCACAGCAAAGAGCAGGUGCUGAAUGCCAUCAGCUACGCCUAUUUCUUUAAGCGCAUUCAACACCAAGCCGUGCCGUAUGAUAUCCCACCCGAGCUGCAGCGACUUAAUUUGCAGAUGAGCGCCUUUCUCUCAGGUGAAGGGGGUGACGAUGACGGUGAGGAUGAGGAUAAUGACAAUGAUGUUAUAACUAGUAGUGUCGGUCUUGGCACAGCACGCAAUUCAUUAGCGCCGGUAGAUGCAAAUUGGCACUGUGAGGGAUAUUCUCGUGCUUGA
This is a messenger RNA of Trypanosoma cruzi, 2013 nucleotides long. RefSeq lists its product as uncharacterized. Bases 1 to 2013 code for a protein of 670 amino acids. The record is from RefSeq and is a predicted model, not a curated record. Gene Ontology annotation, molecular function: microtubule binding; ATP binding; microtubule motor activity. Gene Ontology annotation, biological process: microtubule-based movement. The transcript has a single exon. NCBI's taxonomy places the organism in Eukaryota, Euglenozoa, Kinetoplastea, Trypanosomatida, Trypanosomatidae.